Messenger RNA from Clavispora lusitaniae ATCC 42720, 1092 nucleotides. RefSeq names its product septin (gene CDC10). The record is from RefSeq and is a predicted model, not a curated record. Gene Ontology annotation, biological process: cytoskeleton-dependent cytokinesis; intracellular protein localization. Gene Ontology annotation, cellular component: cell division site; septin complex; septin ring. Gene Ontology annotation, molecular function: GTPase activity; GTP binding; molecular adaptor activity. Lineage: Eukaryota; Fungi; Ascomycota; Pichiomycetes; Serinales; Metschnikowiaceae.
AUGUCGAUUCAUAUUGACGAAUCCGUAGUUCUGCCACUGAAAUAUGUUGGUUUCGACACUAUCACCUCCCAAAUUGAAAACAGAUUGUUAAAAAGAGGAUUCCAGUUCAAUAUCAUGGUUGUUGGCAGAUCCGGAUUAGGUAAGACAACCUUGGUCAACACCUUGUUCUCAUCGAGAUUGGCAACAACGCAAGGGCGUCGUUCGGCUGAAGAGCCCAUCGAGAAAACCACAGAAAUCAAAACUCAUUCACACACAUUGGUGGAAAACAAUGUUCGCUUGAAUAUUAAUGUUAUUGACACGCCUGGUUUUGGCGACCAGAUAAACAACGAGAGAUGCUGGGAUCCGUUGGUUAAAUACAUCAAAGAACAGCACUCACAAUAUUUGAGAAAAGAGUUGACUGCUCAAAGAGAGAAGUUUAUUCCCGACACGAGAGUGCACUGCAUUUUGUACUUUAUUCCCCCCAACGGCACCAAGUUGAAGCCUUUGGAUGCACAGGCAUUGAAGAAAUUGUCAGAGAUUGCAAACGUUGUGCCAGUUAUCGCCAAGAGUGAUUCAUUGACGCUUCCUGAAAGAACUGCUUUCAAAAGGUUGUUGCAGAAUGAGUUCAUCAAAUACAAGUUGGACAUCUAUCCAUACGACAGCGAUGAAUUGUAUGAAGACGAGAAGCAGUUGAACGAAGAUAUCAAGUCAUUGAUUCCAUUCGCCAUUGCCGGUUCUGAACGCGAAUUCGAAAUCAACGGAGAAAUGGUCAGAGGCAGAAAGUCCAAAUGGGGCGCCAUCAACAUCGAGGAUGUCUCGCAAUGCGAGUUUGUAUUUUUGAGAGAUUUCUUGACAAGAACACACUUGCAAGACUUGAUUGAAACGACGUCUUUGGUGCACUACGAGACUUUCAGAGCCAAACAAUUGAUUGCGUUGAAGGAGAACGCGUCGAAUGCCAACAGACAAUCGGUGCCUAUUUCUCAAAAACCACAAGCAACUACCAAUACCACGCCAAUGGGUGUUCCAAGUGCAUAUGCGCCUACACAAUCAAUGGUAUCUGCUGUUUCUGAGAGCACAGUCUCCGCUUUGGCGAACGGUGAAACCAGAGCAUAG